CAUUCUUCAGUAUUUUGAAACUUACCUUGAUGGGUCUUACUUGAUUCUCAAUCAUUUCUAAGGUGAGAAAUAGUAUAACUUGACUUCCUUAUAAAAGAAUUAAGAGUGACUGAUAGAAAACAAUACUUUUGUGAAGAAAGUGAAAUGGUUAGGUUGCUUUCAUGUUGAUUUUUUUGUUUCUUACUUUAGACAUAAUUGGAUACACCUUAACUUACAAUAAGUUGUACAUCCCAUUGUCCUUACUUCCCCCAUCUCCACCUCUGAAAGUAGCAAUCUUGUACCAAAAAGAACUGUUUUUCCCCCGUUGAGUUCAUGGUCUUUGCGAUGGUAAUCUGCAUUUCACAUAGUAUGGCAAUGUUUGAAAUGUAAUACUUCUCAUUGGUAAGUUACGUUCAGUUUUUUAAUAAAAGAUGGGUAAGUGGAAAUAUGGGAUGAAAAUUAGCUGAGAAACAACUGACAUCAGUUUCAGGAAAAAGUACUGCCAGGAUCCUAUAGUAAGUAUUUGGAUCCUGGCUGCUUUAGUCAUAAAUAUGUGGAUCAGUUGUGAUUCAUUGUAGAAAACGGUGGCCAGUGACUUGGGGGCUUGAACAACAUGGUGGGUCAGUAAAGUAGAACUUGCCCACUCCAUCGUAAAAUAUUCCUGCUCCUGCACAUUGGCUACUGAACGACGCCUUCCAGAUAUUAUUAGUGUUAGCUCAUGGAUUGAUGGAGCUGUUGACUGUUCCCUGUAACCUUCCAAGAGCAACAUCAGUCGGGCAAUUUUGAAAGGAGUAAUUAUACUCCAAGCUCGUAGAUUGAUAGAGCUGUUGUCUGAUAUGCAUAUUUAGAGGAGAUUCUGAACCUUGGUAUGCCUACUCUAUUACAUACAUCCAUGUCAGAUGAUUCCAAAACACUGCUAAAGUGGAAGUGAUAUCUGAUCUCCUGCGUUUUUUUUUCAGCAUCAACUUAAAGUUCCAUUGUUUGUGCUUCUGGUCUCUUUGCAGUUUGUCCUAAAUUCAGAAUGAGAACUGAAGAGAUAUUGAAACCUAAUGGAUGGGGAAAAUGUUUCUGGCCGAGUAUUUCGUUUACGUAAAUGAGUGCCAGAAUUCUUGUUACAGACUACAGAUUGUUUACCAGCUAUCACCGGCAUCAGUGAAGAGGGAUUUUAAUUCUCUUAGUCAGUUAGUGAUUUUAACUGUUAGGUUUCCUAGUCAGUUGGUAAUAGUAACUUAAAUGUUAGAAGAUCUGUUCAUGUUCCGAAAAUACAUGUUUCCACAGGUUCAAUCACCAAGAACUGGAAAUAUUUGUGAAAUUUCUGAAACUUUUUUUAAAAUUUUACCUUUAAUAGGUUAUUUUCUAUUUUCAUGAAGAAAAUAACAUCUUGGGAAGGUAAAAGAAUAUUGGGAUAGUAAAUUGCUAGAAAACCAUGUGUAUUUGCAUCUUAAAUGGACAGCAAUUUCAACGAAGUACAAUAGAUUUAAAUUGGCCUUGAUUGUUAUAUUUUGUAUCCACCACCAACCUUACAUUACAUAAUAAAGAAAGAUGGUUGGUGGGAGCUUGGAGUAGGUGAGUUGCUAAAUCUUGCUGACCUGCUAGUUUUACAUCUGAUCUGUUAAUGGAUGCCAAAAAUGAAGAUAACAGAUCGAAGAAAUUAUCAGACUUGGCUCAACGGCUCCGACUGUGUCAGCCUUAUUUAUCUGUAAAUGAUUUUGCUGCCACCAAUGUUGGAAGUUAUGACAGGCCACCAAGAGCGCAGACUGAUAGAAGAGCUGCAGUUCUGAUCUGCAUCUUUGAAGGAGACAAUUGUGAACUGCGAGUCAUCCUCACUCAACGUUCUUCCACUCUCUCAUCUCACUCUGGUGAAGUGGCUCUUCCUGGUGGAAAAAUGGAGGAAGGCGACAGAGAUGAAGUUGCAACCGCAUUGAGGGAAGCAAAUGAAGAGAUUGGUUUGGACCCUUCACUUGUUGACGUUGUUUCCAUUCUCAAACCUUUCUCUAUGAAGAAUGGCAUGGUUGUAGUGCCAGUGAUUGGCCUGCUCUUUGACAAAAUUGCAUUUCAUCCCACCUUAAAUAAAGCUGAAGUCGAAGUGGUAUUCGAUGCUCCCUUGGAAAUGUUUCUCAAGGAUGAAAACAGAAGAGAAGUGGAGAGGGAAUGGAUGGGAGAAAAGUAUCUCCUUCAUUACUUUGACUAUGAAGCCGAGGGCAGAAAGUUCGUUAUCUUUGCUUUGACUGCUGGAAUCUUGAUAGAGACUGCAUCAAUGGUGUACCAGCAAUCACCUGCGUUUGUAGAGAUGAAGCCUAAUUUCUGGAUUAAACCCGCCAAUAAAUGCUAGUAUUGUCAUCGACCCCUAAAUAAUAGGCCACAUUGGAUUUGGGGUCAGUUUUAAGCAAUCUUUCACUAUUGGAUCAGACUCGAGUACCAUACCAGUGUAGUGUUUAUUUAGGUUUUUUUUACAAGGAUAGAUCAUUUCUUUUCUUGUAAUAUCAGUUUCUUUUUUUUUACUUACUGUGACUUGUAUUUUUA
Messenger RNA from Spinacia oleracea (spinach), 2502 nucleotides. Its product is annotated as nudix hydrolase 11. The record is from RefSeq and is a predicted model, not a curated record. NCBI's taxonomy places the organism in Eukaryota, Viridiplantae, Streptophyta, Magnoliopsida, Caryophyllales, Amaranthaceae. Gene Ontology annotation, molecular function: coenzyme A diphosphatase activity. The coding region runs from base 1595 to 2311 and encodes 238 amino acids. The transcript is spliced from 4 exons. Gene Ontology annotation, biological process: coenzyme A catabolic process.